Molecule: messenger RNA, 1538 nt
Organism: Mangifera indica (mango)
Lineage: Eukaryota; Viridiplantae; Streptophyta; Magnoliopsida; Sapindales; Anacardiaceae
Product: nudix hydrolase 15, mitochondrial-like
Exons: 4
Coding region: 133-939 (268 amino acids)
Biological process (GO): coenzyme A catabolic process
Molecular function (GO): coenzyme A diphosphatase activity; acetyl-CoA hydrolase activity
Source: RefSeq, a predicted model, not a curated record
GCAUUUGCAUCAGACUGUAGGCCAUUAAUAAGACCUUCCAGUCCAUCAAGGUUUGGCAAUCCCAGGAUCUCUCUCACUUCUAAGAAAUCUCCCAGAUAACGGCAUCAUCAUUUACAUUGACCGGGAAGGCUCAUGGAUUCAUCAUCGUCUUCAACAACAACAGCUCCAAAAUCCUCCUCUCAAGCCCACAGACUCCUUAUAUUAGCCCAACAGUUGCGUCAUUACAAGCCACCACCUUCUGGUUUAGAUGAAUUGGAGGAACAACAAAUCCAGGAAACAACUGGCAAGGUGGUCUCUCAAUUGGGGUUUGAGGAAUCUGUUACUGCAAUUGGUAGGGACCCUCAAUGGUUUAAACCCAAAAAAGCUGCUGUUUUAAUCUGUCUCUUUGAAGGAGAUGCUGGUGAUUUGAGGGUCAUACUUACAAAGAGGUCUUCUAGAUUGUCCACUCACUCUGGUGAAGUUUCAUUACCAGGUGGGAAAGCCGAGGAGGGUGAUAAAGAUGAUGCAGAGACUGCAACAAGGGAAGCUGCGGAGGAGAUUGGGUUGGAUCCUUCACUUGUGGAUGUUGUCACUUUUCUUGAACCAUUCUUGUCUAAGCACCUCCUUAGAGUUAUACCUGUUAUUGGCAUUCUUCGUGAUAAGAAAGCCUUCAAGCCUGUUCCAAAUCCUGCUGAAGUAGAAGAAGUAUUUGAUGCCCCCUUGGAAAUGUUUAUUAAGGAUGAAAAUCGAAGGGAUGAGGCAAGAGAAUGGCUUGGAGACAAGUAUCUUAUUCACCUUUUUGAUUAUGAAUUCGAGAACAAGAAGUAUGUGAUAUGGGGUUUAACUGCUGCCAUUUUGAUUACGGCUGCUUCAGUGGUAUUUCAGAAGCCAGCCACUUUUCUGGUGCAGAACCCAAAGUUCAAGUUGCCUAGAGUUAUAGACAAAGGCACAUCUAUGUAAAGAAUUCAGAGACAAUGUACUCCAGAUAAACUUCUGCAAUAAAUUCACCAUGGCCCUUACUUUUUGAAGUAUAAUUUUUUUAGGAUAAUCAGAUUAAUGUAUCAAAACAAGUAACAGAUAUAUUUAUAUGUCAUUCUUUGAUGUCCCUAGACUGAGGCAGCCAAAUAUAUCCAGACUAUAGAAGGCAAUUCAAGGAGUACUUCACAGAUUAGUUGUUACAACAUAAUUAUUGGAGCGAUGUCUUUCGCCUUUCCUCAGGUUUGUUCUUGAACAGGUUAAAAACUACUUGUUUCAUGUGACUCUCAUUUGUAUGUUACUCUUACAGGAUCUACAUCUAGGCGCAAAGAGCUUGCACAGUUCCCUGUUAACAACAUUAAUGUGUUUCUGUACUGGAAGAUCUCUUCCUCAUUGAGUUCAAUUUUCGACAUUUUGUCAGAGGCAUUGCGCUUUGAGAAGCCAAAGUUCAUGUUUUUGUUAUAGGAAGUAAAUGUUACACAAUUUUUUUGGUGAUUGAUGUGGAUUAAUGAUGUUAAAUGUGCUUGAUAUUAACAUGGGGAAGUCCCCUCUUGGCCAUUGGGUAUGGAAAUUGUGUUUGCUGA